GAAAGUGCGAAACGCUCGCGAAAGUAUGAGAAACUCGGUAAAAUCGGUGAAGGAUCGUACGGCGUCGUCUACAAAUGUCGGAACAGAGAUAAUGGAAUGCAACUAAAACAUCCGAAUCUUGUCUCGUUGCUGGAAGUCUUCAAGCGGAAUCGGAAGUUGCAUCUGGUGUUCGAGCACUGUGAUCGUACUGUACUGCAUGACUUGGAGAAAUAUCGAAGGGAGGAUUUCGCCGUGAAGAAUCCGUCACGAGUGACACCCUGUACGCUGUAU
This is a messenger RNA of Ostertagia ostertagi, 270 nucleotides long. The record is from the annotation of a GenBank genome assembly. Lineage: Eukaryota; Metazoa; Nematoda; Chromadorea; Rhabditida; Trichostrongylidae.